Aphanomyces invadans is the source of this 1940-nucleotide messenger RNA. RefSeq lists its product as hypothetical. Gene Ontology annotation, molecular function: alpha-1,3-mannosyltransferase activity. The record is from RefSeq and is a predicted model, not a curated record. The transcript is spliced from 5 exons. Lineage: Eukaryota; Oomycota; Saprolegniomycetes; Saprolegniales; Verrucalvaceae. Gene Ontology annotation, biological process: protein O-linked glycosylation. Gene Ontology annotation, cellular component: Golgi apparatus. Bases 23 to 1657 code for a protein of 544 amino acids.
GUGCCCAUCACGUCGGAGUACCAUGGCACCGCCGACGACGUCAUGGACGUUCAAAUCAGUGAUGCAACCACGAGCACUUCUCCUUGUCGGCUUUGCCGUGUGGUGUACGAUGGCUGUCCUUGUUUUGAAAGGGACCUGGUCGUCGAUGGGCGAAGUGUCUGUGCGAGCGGAGCACCGACAGCAUGAUGCAAUCCCAGGGAACUCGUCGCGGGGCAUCGUCAUUUGCUUGCACGACGGCAUGGUUCCGAUGGCUCUGUCGUUAGUGCAGGAGCUCCGACAUCUUGGCAACAAGGACGUGAUCCACAUGUACCAUUGUGGGGCCGACGAGAUUUCGGCGCUGUCGAGAGCAACGAUCCUGGCUGUGGACCCGACCGUCCAGUUUAUCGACGUCUGCACCGACAUGGUGGCGUCAGGUAAGCUCCGCGAGGACCAGGUGCCAUCUUUCCGAAGCUACUGGCUCAAGCCCCUCGCGCUGAUCCACUCCAAGUUGAAUCACGUGAUGCUGAUGGACACUGACGUCAUGGUCUUCCACGAUCCAGCGCUUCUCUGGGAUAUCCAAGGGUAUCGAGACACUGGGACCCUGUUCUUCCGCGACCGCGAAAUCAUCAUCCAAAUGUUCCUCACCGACAUCGUCGAAUUCCCCGAUCGCACAAAACAGCUGGCCUUGCAUGCGCUCGUCGAAACCUUCGACUAUGCAAAAUUCAACCUCGAGUACAAUCCGUCGUCCAUGCUGCUCAAUUCGCUCGCGUGGAAGGGAGAUGCAGCCCACGAACAAGACUCGUCUAUCACGCUCAUUCAUAAAUCGAGGGCGUCGGUGGCCAUGGACGUCCUGUUUCACUUAGUCACGGUCGACAUCCACCGCCACACGCCGAUUUUUACCCACGGGGACAAAGAAUUGUUCUGGCUCGCGUACGAAUUGAGCCAGACGCCGUACUUUUUCUCGCCAUGGGCAAAUUCCGGGGCCGCGCGACCUGGAGAUAUGGUAAACCAUCCCAAUACGCUCUGCGGUACGUUGCGGUGCAGGCUCGCUGUCGUUUUUCCUCUCUCAAUGAACGACACGCAUCGGACAAGCCGUGCGCAUCGUGUUUGGUCCUGCAGUUGGCGCUGCUUGGACGAUUCACGUGGACGUCGAGGUCGAUGGAGUCGCAACGUUCAUGGAUGGAUCCCGUGCCUCAUGUGGAAUGAUGAAAAAUGUCGCAGUGUGCGUCACAUGGAUCGCGUUUAUCGUGCGUGCAUGGCGGCAGCAGUUGUUGGCGGCAAAUGGCACAAGAAGCUCAUUUCUUGCAUAGGGGACUUGGCGCAGUGGAUUCCAGACCUUCGGUACCAACACGCCCUGCUCUACAUCAACGGCGCGUACGUGUUUAACCCGCGUUCAGACCACUUGGCCGACAUUCCAGACAUGGAAGGGCGUCGGCAAAAGUUACUGAAGUACUUGCCGACCCACGUGUCGGCACAGCGCCGCCGAUCCAAAGCGCUCGUGCGCGCCCACGACCCCGACAAUUUGUGGAGCGACAUUUGUCUGUACAAUCGAGGGUCCGAACCCAUUCGACCGCAAGACUUGGACGCCAUGCAGCGGAAGAUCAACAAUGCGAUUGACAUUGCGAUUCAACUCGACGCAGUCAAAGCGGCACAAACCUCGCCCGCCCCACUCGCGUAACACCGGCAAUGCCUGCCGCGACAAUUGCCACCAUUCGCUCGAAUUGGAGAGGCCUGUCGGCGCAAAGCUAGGCUGCAAAACCAAUACAUGCCCGUGGCUGCAAGCCCAACGAUAUCGUCAUCUCGUCUGAAGUUUCCAUCGUCGGGCACGAUUCUGCCUCGUGUUCCACAAGUUCUAUCAACGACGCCCGUUGAAAAUCACUCCAUAUAUACUUCCUCCGUUCUCGUGUCCUGCUUGGCAAAGUGGCCAUUCAGGUAUAUAACCAAUAACACGUAGUUUUCUC